AUGCGUCUACAACCGGGUCGGGUUGAUAAGCCACUAGGCAAUAACAACAACAACUACUACCGGAACACUAACAACACCAACAACAACAAUUACAACCAUAACAACAACAAUUACAACCGCAACAACAACAAAUACAACCACAACAACUACAACCAAAACGAUAACAAUUACAACCACAGAAAGGUGAACGAAGAGGAAAAUGGCCUUAGAAUGGAACGAACCGCUCUGCUCUACCAUCCGAACAUCUCGACCGCCAACAACAAGCAUCGCGUAGCGUCGGUUAUCGCUCACGAACUCGCCCAUCAGUGGUUCGGCAACUUGGUAACCAUGAAGUGGUGGACCGAUCUGUGGCUCAAUGAAGGCUUUGCCACGUACGUGGCCAGCUUGGGCGUUGAAUAUCUGCACCCGGAAUGGCACUCCCUGGAGGAGGAAUCCGUCGACAACACGCUGGGAAUCUUCAAAUUCGAUGCCCUGACCAGCAGUCAUCCGGUUUCGGUCGAGAUCGGACACCCUAACCAGAUCUCGCAGAUAUUCGACGCCAUCUCGUACGAGAAGGCAUCAACUGUAAGUUUCGUACAGAUACAAAACAAACCUAUUCAUAGCUACAGUCAUGACUUGCUGGUUGGGGGCUUAAUAGUUGGGUGGCUUUUUAGUUGGGGCCCCGUUAGUUGAGCUGUCAGCCAACUAAAAAGUACCUGGAUGUCAUAAUUCAAUGUCAAACUGAAAAUGACAACUAAUCUGUAAUUCCGAGGGGCGAGCUAAUGAGUUUUUGGUUUCUUAAACUUUACUGAUAAUCGAGAAGAAUUUCUAUUUCAUAUUUCUUAAAAAAAAAGAAUAUGUACAAUUACCGUGGUUUCGGGUGAAAUUGAUCAGUGGGGUGAAAUUGAUCGACGUGAGUACCAUUUUUGUUUGUUAAAAAUAAUGCAUUAAACUUGAAACAAUUUGUAGAAAAUGAUCAUCAUCUGGUUCAAGGGUUAUUGAAUGAUGAGUUUACAUGUUUUACAACCAAUUAGUCACAUAAUUCUGUGUUAAAUUCAAUAUUUUUCGAAACUGCGUGUUAGGCGAACUUUAAAGGCACUUCCAAACUUUUGUUACCGUAGCAGUAUCGCACAUGUAAUGAACAUUCGAAUGAAUGUUUCUAGCUGCCAAGUAUUCGCUGAA
Aedes albopictus (Asian tiger mosquito) is the source of this 1161-nucleotide messenger RNA. RefSeq lists its product as uncharacterized. The record is from RefSeq and is a predicted model, not a curated record. Gene Ontology annotation, molecular function: zinc ion binding; metalloaminopeptidase activity; peptide binding. Gene Ontology annotation, biological process: peptide catabolic process; proteolysis. Gene Ontology annotation, cellular component: cytoplasm. The transcript is spliced from 2 exons. Bases 1 to 672 code for a protein of 223 amino acids. Lineage: Eukaryota; Metazoa; Arthropoda; Insecta; Diptera; Culicidae.